Messenger RNA from Zingiber officinale, 498 nucleotides. RefSeq names its product 40S ribosomal protein S30. The transcript is spliced from 3 exons. NCBI's taxonomy places the organism in Eukaryota, Viridiplantae, Streptophyta, Magnoliopsida, Zingiberales, Zingiberaceae. Gene Ontology annotation, biological process: translation. The coding region runs from base 135 to 323 and encodes 62 amino acids. The record is from RefSeq and is a predicted model, not a curated record. Gene Ontology annotation, cellular component: ribosome; cytosolic small ribosomal subunit. Gene Ontology annotation, molecular function: structural constituent of ribosome.
UGUCGUGGAGACACGUGCGAGUCACGUUUCUAGGCUAUAAAAGUCCCGCAUCGAUCUCGUUUAGAAACCCUAGCCGCCACCGGAGAAAAUAGAGAGCUCGCCUUCUCGGCCGAUCCUGUUUGCCGCACGACGCGAUGGGUAAGGUGCACGGAUCUUUAGCUCGCGCCGGAAAGGUCCGAGGGCAGACGCCUAAGGUGGCGAAGCAGGACAAGAAGAAGAAGCCCCGCGGCAGAGCCCACAAGCGUAUGCAGUACAAUCGCCGCUUUGUCACUGCGGUUGUUGGAUUCGGGAAGAAGAGGGGUCCAAACUCGUCAGAGAAGUAAAGAUCACGGUAUUGAUGGCAGAUCCGAAGUGCCUCUUUCCACCGUUUUCGUUAGUAGACAUUUUCUUUAUGUUUUUGCAGUGUAUUUGUUAUUUUAUUUAAUCUUAAAUCACAUCGAGAUUAAGUUGGAUAUGGAUUGAUUCGUGGAAUUGUGAACUGCCUUGUCUCUUCGAUUA